Desarmillaria tabescens is the source of this 459-nucleotide messenger RNA. RefSeq lists its product as uncharacterized. The coding region runs from base 1 to 459 and encodes 152 amino acids. Lineage: Eukaryota; Fungi; Basidiomycota; Agaricomycetes; Agaricales; Physalacriaceae. The transcript has 3 exons. The record is from RefSeq and is a predicted model, not a curated record.
AUGGCUGUAACCGGUAGCGUCGACUUUGACGACACUGCAGCACUGAACAAUGAGACAGUUGAGAUAGGGAAAACGUAUCUCUUCGGUGGUAGGAAUGCAGUGAAAGGAGACCUCUACCUGAACGACCUCCGUGCCCCGUUGAAACCAAACGAGGAAGCUCACGACCUCCAUAACCCAGCUAUGGUCUGGCGGCGUCUGGAGCAACUACUGUUCUUCCGGUUGCAAGCAUGGAUUGGCCGCGAAUUGACGGGAAGGAAGCUAUCUCGAAAAGAUAGAAUUCUUGUGGAACCGGAACCCCAGAUGCGACCAAAUCUAAAUGACAUCCAUGACCGCGGCGGCGGGUACAAACCGAGGCUACUCUUGAACCGCAUCAAAUUUUCGUCUGUCAUCACGUGGACUGUUUCCACCUGGGGCCUUAUCUCCUUGCUCUUUACCUUCCACCGCAAGCUUAGCCACUAA